This is a messenger RNA of Prunus mume (Japanese apricot), 1021 nucleotides long. RefSeq names its product 17.1 kDa class II heat shock protein-like. Lineage: Eukaryota; Viridiplantae; Streptophyta; Magnoliopsida; Rosales; Rosaceae. The record is from RefSeq and is a predicted model, not a curated record.
CCUUCUUCACUAUUCUGGAUAUAUAGAGACAACUGCCAGCUUUUCUUUGUAGGCUCUAGAAAUCUCUCACUUUCUCUCGUUAUUUCCUCAACCCCUUUAUAAAUGCGCCACUCUCAUCCUUCAUUUUCCAUACUAGUUGAUUGUCUGCUGCCUCAUAUAUCCGAGUAUCCGAGUCUCUCAAACAAUUUGCGUUCAACAUGGAUUUGAGAAACGCGGGCAAUGUCUUCGCGUUCUUGGAAGACAUGCUAGACUUGGCAGAGCAAGAGCCCGAAAAGCCCCGAAACAACAACCACCCAUCUCGGGCGUACGUCCGAGACGCGAAAGCGAUGGCGGCGACGCCGGCGGACGUGGUGGAGUACCCGAACGCGUACGUGUUCGUGGUGGACAUGCCGGGAAUCGAGGCGGGACAAAUUAAAGUGCAGGUGGAGAACGACAACGUUUUGGUGCUGAGCGGAAAGCGAAGGCGGGAGGAAGGGAUCAAGGAGAGUGGGGUGAAGUACGUGAGGAUGGAGAGGAGGGUUGGGAAGUUCAUGAGGAAGUUUGUGCUGCCGGAGAAUGCCAAUUUGGAUGCGAUUUCGGCGGUGGCUAAAGAUGGGGUUCUCACUGUGAGGGUGGAGAAGCUGCCUCCGCCGGAGCCCAAGAGGCCCAAGACCAUCCACGUCAAUGUUGCUUGAAAAUCAUUCGUCAGUUCAGUCAGUGACUCAAGAGUAGAAUGAAACUUGAUGUCAUUGGUGUUGGGUUUUUCUUUUGGGGAAGAACAUGUGUGUAUCAACUUUGAAUAAAUUCCAAGUUUGUUUGUGUUGUUUGUCUGUUUGUCUUUUUCUUUUGAUUUUUGUCUCGUGAGAUAGAUUUUUGUUGGGUACUGAAAACUUUUGUGGGUUUUUCUUGAGAACAAACCCAGCCUGUUUAUCAUUUCAUCGCACUUCUCCAAAGCCUUGCAUCACUUUCUUACCAUCUCCUAAUAUCCAAACAACCCCAAAAGCAAUCGAAUCACUCAAAUAAAUUACACAGGAAAAAGUUG